CGUUACCCCAUUUUCCAACUGUCCGUUCAAUCAGUCGGGAUUUUGGUGCCGCUGGAGCGUCUCAGGGAAGCUUCUUUGGAAUUAAAACUAUACGAACAGGGGCCGCGUACGCCAUUAAGUAUCGACGGAGACGCAGCGGAACCUACUUUAUGCAGUCUUUGACAAUGAGGACGUUACUAUGAGGCUGGUUACUUUGUCCUCCAGUGCUGACGAUAAAGGGCCUGACGCGGUGUCACCAAGCUCCGUAUGCCAGGGAGACUUUUCUCCUGAAGAUAGACGUUGCCUGAGGUGUUGUUUGUGAAGAAGACUGAGUGAACCAUGGCGCAGUUCCCCACCACAUUCACGGGUCCAGACAUGUUCCUGAUCUCGGUGGAUGAGCGAGCCAAACAUGACCAGCAGUUUCACAGCCUCUCCCCCACAGCGGGGGGUUACAUCACGGGUGAUCAGGCCAAGAACUUCUUCCUCCAGUCUGGACUGCCGCCGCCCAUCCUGGCCCAAAUCUGGGCUCUGGCUGAUAUGAACAGUGACGGUCGCAUGGACAUCCACGAAUUCUCCAUUGCCAUGAAACUCAUCAAGCUUAAACUCCAGGGUCACCCGCUGCCCCCCACGCUACCCCCUAGUAUGAAACAGCCCCCACUACCUUUACCCCCACAGAGUGGAUUUGGCAUGCCACCCAUGGCACCCAUUGCCCCUCCUAUUCCCGGUGUGCCCCCGCUCCCUCCUCUACCUGUCGGGGUUUCUCCACCUCUGGUCUCGGCAGCGCCACCGCCCCUCCCUCAGCCCAUGGCCAACGGUGCCCCUCCCACAAGCAUGAUGCCACCUAUGUCGGGUUUCUCCCACCCAGCUUCCUCUGUCAACAAGGCCCCCUUUAACCGUUCCAGCACCAAGUUGCAGAAGGGGCCGUCGUUUGAUGCUGCUGGCGGUCCGCCUCCUUCAUCACAACCCGACUGGGCCGUUCCUCAGUCGUCAAGGCUCAAGUACAGGCAGCUCUUUAACUCCCAUGACAAGAUGAUGAGCGGUCACCUUACAGGUCCUCAGGCGCGCACCAUCCUCAUGCAGUCCAGUCUUCCUCAAGGCCAGCUAGCCUCAAUAUGGAGUCUGUCAGACAUCGACCAGGAUGGGAAGUUGACUGCAGAGGAGUUUAUCUUGGCUAUGCACCUCAUUGACAUGGCCAUGUCUGGCCUGCCCCUCCCCCCGGUGCUACCAUCAGAUUACCUACCACCUACAUUCAGGCGUGUGCGAAGCGACAGCGUUCAGCUGGACCAGAAGAUCGUCCCGGAGGAGGCAGAGGAAGAGGCGGAGAGUAGCCAGGAAAAGAAGCUCCCAGUGACAUUUGAGGAUAAGAAGCGGGAGAAUUUUGAGCGAGGGAACCUGGAGUUGGAGAAGCGACGUCAGGCUCUCCAGGAGCAGCAGAGGAAAGAACAGGAGAGGCUGGCUGCCCUGGAGAGGGAAGAACAGGAGAGAAAGGAGCGUGAGAGGCUGGAGCAGGAGAGGAGACGACAACAAGAGUUGGAGAAGCAGCUGGAGAAACAGAGGGAGCUGGAGAGGCAAAGAGAGGAGGAGAGACGCAAAGAAAUCGAGAGGAGAGAGGCUGCUAAGCGGGAGUUGGAGCGCCAGAGGCAGUUGGAGUGGGAGCGCCAGCGUCGCCAAGAGCUUCUCACUCAGAGGAACAGAGAGCAGGAGAGCAUUGUUCUUCUUAAAGCCCGCAAGAAGACGCUGGAGUUUGAACUGGAGGCCUUGAAUGACAAGAAGACCCAGUUGGAGGGCAAACUGAAGGAUGUCAGGUUCCGUCUGUCGGCUCAACGGAGAGAGGUGGAGCAGACCAACCAGACGAGAGAAACACGCAUUGCCGAGAUCACCCUGUUGCAACAGCAGCUGCAAGACUCCCAGCAGUGGCUGGGGAGGCUGAUUCCUGACAAACAAAGCCUCAGUGACCAGCUGAAACAGGUUCAACAGAACAGUUUGCAUCGUGACAAUCUGUCGUCCCUGCAGAAGGCUGUGGAGCAGAAAGAAUCCAGCAGACAGCAACUCAAAGACCAGCUCGACACGAUAGAGAGAGAAACCCGGGCCAAACUGCUGGAGAUAGAUGCUUUCAACACACAGCUGAAGGAGCUGAGGGAAAUCCACAGCCGGCAGCAGAGACAGAAACAGAAGGAGCUGGAAGGAGACGCACACGCACUGAUGCACGCUCACAUGCACGCCGCGAGUGACAGGAAGUCUGCUGAGCUUCAGGAAAGCAGGCUGUCCUCGGACGAAGGUUUGACUUGGAGGGAAGAUGUGGCCAUGAGUUCUGCCCUGAAGGCGCCGAGCCCCGCCUCUGCGUCCCACGCCUGGCUCAACAGGGUGACCCAAGAAGAAGAGGAGCGGAAAAGGAGAGGGCUGGAAGAGGAUGAAGACGGUCGGAAGGCUGCGGCGUCAGUGGAGGAAAAGGACGACGAGGCCAGAAGCAAGAAGGACAUGCAGGAUAAACUCAGCAAGGUGUUCAGCCAGCCUGCCGACCCGUGGGCUUCCACAGCAGAGAAGGGUCCAGUAGCAAGUCUGUUUGAGCAGCAGCAGCCAGUGAAGGUGGUCUACUACAGAGCACUGUACCCGUUUGACGCUCGCAGCCACGACGAGAUCAGCAUUGCGCCCGGUGAUGUCAUCAUGGUGAAGGGGGAAUGGGUGGAUGAGUCUCAAACGGGUGAGCCUGGUUGGCUGGGAGGAGAGCUCAGAGGGCGGACGGGGUGGUUCCCAGCUAAUUACGCCGAGCGAAUACCAGACAGUGAAGCGCCAAUCAGCCUGCGUGCAGCCGCUUCAGCAACUCCCACCUCAGCCCAGCAGCAGCAGCCCAUCAGCACGCCACCUCCCGCACCUGGACCGACCUCCUCAUCCACAUCGUCCACAAACAGCAACUGGGCCGACUUCAGCACCACCUGGCCCUCAAAUACGAGCAGCCAGAUGGAAAGCGAGGGAUGGGACGCGUGGCCCACCUCCUCAGCCGCUCAAAAUCCAUCCCUCAGCGUCCCGUCAGCGCAGCUGCGGCAGCGCUCCGCCUUCACCCCCGCCACCAUGACAACCGGCUCCUCCCCCUCACCCGUGCUUGGACAGGGGGAGAAGGUGGAGGGUCUGCAGGCUCAGGCCUUGUACCCCUGGAGAGCCAAGAAGGACAACCAUCUCAACUUCAACAAGAACGAGAUUAUAACAGUGUUGGAGCAGCAGGACAUGUGGUGGUUGGGAGAACUCCAGACUGGACAGAGAGGCUGGUUCCCCAAAAGCUAUGUGAAGCUCAUCUCUGUCGCCAUAGCGCCACCAGUUGCAGCCUCAGCACGCAGCAAAAAUACUAGUGAGACCACGGUGUCAGAAAGCCCCCCAAACGGAAAACGCCCCUCCCCCACUCCAAUCAAGCCCACAGAGUCUGGGGAAGAGUAUGUGGCCAUGUACACGUAUGAGAGCAGCGAGCAGGGCGACCUGAGUUUCCAGCAAGGUGAUGUCGUCAUGGUGACCAGGAAGGAGGGAGACUGGUGGACGGGCAUGGUCGGGGGCAAGACCGGAGUCUUCCCGUCCAACUACGUCAAACCACGAGACUCCAACUCAGAGUCUUUAGGAUCAGCAGGGAAGACGGGCAGCCUAGGAAAGAAACCAGAAAUUGCCCAGGUCAUCGCCCCCUACUCUGCGACAGGAGCGGAGCAGCUGACAUUAGCGCCGGGCCAGCUCAUCCUCAUCAGGAAGAAGAACCCUGGGGGCUGGUGGGAGGGCGAGCUUCAGGCCCGAGGGAAAAAGCGGCAAAUCGGCUGGUUUCCAGCCAAUUAUGUAAAGCUGCUCAGCCCCAGUACGAGCAAGACCACGCCCACUGAGCCCACACCGCCUAAACUGGCCCCUGCCAACACAGCUGUGUGCCAGGUGAUCGGCAUGUACGACUACGUGGCUCAGAAUGAUGAUGAACUGGCCUUCCAGAAGGGUCAGGUGAUCACCGUGCUCAGUAAGGACGACUGUGAUUGGUGGAAAGGCGAGCUCAACGGUCGGGAGGGUCUGUUUCCUAGCAACUAUGUCAAGCUGACGACAGACACUGACCCCAGCACGCAGUGGUGCGCUGACCUCCACCUGCUGGACAUGCUGAGUCCUAUGGAGAGGAAGCGGCAGGGAUACAUCCACGAACUCAUUGUCACUGAGGAGAACUACGUCAACGACCUGCAGCUUGUCACUGAGAUCUUCCACAAGCCUCUGCUGGAGUGUGAGCUGCUGAGCGAGAAGGAGGUGGCCAUGAUCUUCGUCAACUGGAAGGAGCUCAUCAUGUGCAACAUCAAGCUGCUCAAGGCUCUGAGGGUGAGGAAGAAGAUGUCAGGCGACCGCAUGCCGGUGAAGAUGAUUGGCGACAUCCUGACCAAUCAGUUGCCGCACAUGCAGCCGUACAUCAGGUUCUGCUCAUGUCAGCUGAAUGGGGCUACGCUGAUUCAGCAGAAAACGGACGACAACCCGGAAAUCAAAGACUUUCUCAAGAGGUUAGCCAUGGACCCUCGAUGCAAGGGAAUGCCUUUGUCCAGCUUCCUGCUUAAACCCAUGCAAAGAGUCACACGCUACCCGCUCAUCAUCAAGAACAUCUUGGAAAACACCCCAGAGUCUCAUCCCGACCACAGUCACCUGAAAGCUGCUCUGGAGAAGGCUGAGGAGCUGUGCUCUCAGGUCAACGAGGGCGUGAGGGAGAAGGAGAACUCUGAUCGUCUGGAGUGGAUCCAGGCUCAUGUUCAGUGUGAAGGCCUUUCUGAGGUUCUCGAUCUUGGCUGGGUUUCUGUUUGGCACCACAUUCGUCCAAUAGCAAAAAGAUAUUUAUUGCCACGUGUUCUCUUUCAGCAACUUGUCUUCAACUCGGUCACCAACUGUUUGGGUCCCAGGAAGUUCCUUCACAGCGGCAAACUUUUCAAAGCAAAAAGCAGCAAGGAGCUCUACGGCUUCCUCUUCAACGACUUCCUGCUGCUCACACAGGUGACCAAACCUUUGGGUUCUUCUGGCUCGGACAAAGUCUUCUCGUCCAAAACACACCUGCAGUACCGCAUGUACAAGACGCCCAUCUUCCUCAACGAAGUGUUGGUGAAGCUUCCGACGGACCCUUCGGGAGACGAACCUCUCUUCCACAUCUCUCACAUCGACAGGGUUUACACGCUGAGAGCCGAGAGCAUCAACGAGCGGACGGCGUGGGUCCAGAAGAUUAAGGCGGCCUCGGAGCUCUUCAUCGAGACGGAGAAGAAGAAGCGAGAGAAAGCUUAUCUCGUGCGUUCCCAGAGGGCGACGGGCAUCGGAAGGCUGAUGGUGAACAUCGUGGAGGGAAUCGAGCUCAAACCGUGUCGUUCUCACGGAAAAAGUAACCCCUACUGUGAGGUGACCAUGGGCUCCCAAUGCCACAUCACCAAAACCCUGCAGGACACGUUGAAUCCCAAGUGGAACUCCAACUGUCAGUUUUUCAUUAAGGACCUGGAACAGGACGUCCUGUGUGUGACUGUCUUCGAGCGGGACCAGUUCUCACCUGACGACUUCUUGGGCAGGACGGAGAUCCGACUGGCAGAAAUCAAGAAGGACCAGGGCUCCAAAGGGCCCAUCACCAAGCGCUUGCUGCUCCACGAGGUUCCCACCGGCGAGAUCGUGGUCAGACUGGACCUCCAGCUCUUUGAGGAGCCGUGAGAUUCGGACCACACGGGACUUAAACCGGAUUGUCCGGCUGGGGGUUGUGCUACUUUUAUUCCGUUAUUGAUGGACCGCAAAGGAAAUGACCCGGAACAAAGACCGAGACGUAUUUCAUUUGCGGGCUGAGUUGGAUCACGGCAGCUUGCAAACCUUCAGGGUCUGUUUUGGACCAGGACAUGACUGCAAUAUUUCAUUCCACUCACGUUCCUUCUUCAGAGAAAACCCCAACAAAGCUGAUGUUUGAGGGGACAAGCUGGUCAGACGGUCUGGUCUUCCUCCAGUGACAGUCCCAGUCCUCGUGUCCCUGUGUCCCCUGUGUGUAUGUGUGAGUAUUAGGUCGUGGUCUAGACUGGAACAGACCUUUUUAAAAGAGUCCGGUCAUGUCAUGUUCUUAAAGUGCCACACGUGUACAGGUUCAAUGACGCUAUGCUAACAAUGCUACUAGAAAACGAGCGUUUAAAAAAAGAAAACAAAAUUUGUGGCUGAGCUUUGGCCCCCCAGGGAACAUUUUGGUACCUUUUUUUUUUAAUGUUGUGUUUUUAGUUUUUUUUUUUUUUUAGAUAUUUUUUUUUGACAUCCCACAUCUGACCUCUGACCUUAUGUUGAGAGCUGCCACUGUGGACGUCGCUGCUCAGGCAACAACAUGCCCCCCCCCCCCCCCCCAACCUAAAGUGGAUAUGACACAACAACCGUUACCUUAGUGACCAGCCACUGUCCAAUCAGACGUCAGUAUGUGUGUGUGUGUGUGUGUGUGUGUGUGAGAUGGUGCAAACUGAAACAAUCCUAGAACUGUCUUGAGCCCCCCCCCCCCCCCCCCCCCAUAUCCCUCAUCUUGCUCCGUAGACUCUACUAAGAAGUCACCCAAAUCACUUUGGACCCCUUCUUACUGUCCGCCUCCUGGCUUGUGUAUAAAUACUACUGAGAGUUAAUAUAUCAGCUAUCAUGUACCUGUACUGUCUUUUCAGUGUCAAUAAACUCCAGUUGGACCAACGCAUAGGCCUACUUCCCUUUCAGUCAACAUGAAAACCAGUAAAAGACCAUCAAGGAGCACACUUGUCCUCAUGAGGCGCUUGUCCUCACUAGUCCUUACUAGCCAUUUGUCCUUGUGAGACGC
This is a messenger RNA of Doryrhamphus excisus (bluestripe pipefish), 6769 nucleotides long. The record is from RefSeq and is a predicted model, not a curated record. NCBI's taxonomy places the organism in Eukaryota, Metazoa, Chordata, Actinopteri, Syngnathiformes, Syngnathidae.